AUGGCGGAAGAAGAAGCAUCAAAAAAGCUAUCCCCUUUAACAUUUCAAAUGGCAAGAAGUGGAGCAAUUGAACUCCAGCAAAAGUACACAAAGAGCACAAAGCGUAGAGAGUGCCCAAACGUUUUUAUCGUAUUUGAUUUCAUUAAGCCACCAAAAAGCUCGAAAGGACCUAUCAAUUUAACACUCCCACAUCCAGUUAGAAUGUUCCCAUUCCAAUCUGGUGUAGUUUUCGUUGGUGGUGAAAGUGUUAAAUGGCAAGAAGCCUUUGAUAAAACAGAAUUAAAGUUAAAAGCAAUUUCAAUGUCUGCACUUCAGAAACAUUACUCUUCCAGAAAAGAACAAGACCAAUUAUUCACUUCAACCGAUUAUUUCUUUGCUGAAAAAGGCGUUGCUUCCCAAUUACCAAAGAAAUUAGGUAACAAAUUCUUCUCUCGUAAUCGUCAGCCAACACAAGUAAGUUUAGAUAUUAGUAACCCAGAACAAAUUUAUAAUGAAAUCAAGAACUCAAUCCAAGGAACACAGUUUUACAUUCCAGCUUCUAAUGAAUGCUGGGUACGUGCUGGUGGCUUUAAUCUUUCCUUUGACCAUUUGGCCGAAAAUAUUGCUAUUUGCUCUGAAUUGGCUAUGCAAGAAAUACCUAAAGCUAAGGCUCGUGUAAAAUCAAUCCAUCUUUAUGCAUCUGGCAUCGCUAUGCCUCCAAUUUGGGAAAAAGAUGCUAAAAAGAUUACUUUGACCGCAGAAGAGAUCAAAACAACACGUACUAACGAAGAACAGUAA
Molecule: messenger RNA, 777 nt
Organism: Trichomonas vaginalis G3
Lineage: Eukaryota; Parabasalia; Trichomonadida; Trichomonadidae
Product: regulation of cellular senescence
Exons: 1
Coding region: 1-777 (258 amino acids)
Source: RefSeq, a predicted model, not a curated record